GAAGCGCGCCGGUGUUAUUCAGCCGGUGUUUAAAUGUGGAGAAGGAAGACCGUUCAAAAGUUGUUGAAUGGUCGAUGACACAUAUUCAUAUGUCUUUGUGUCAGUUUAUUGUUUGAAAUGGCCAUUUCGUGUGCCUAUCCUGGGUGUUGUAAUAUUAAAAAACCUAAAAGAAAAUUUUCGCUAGGAAAGAAAAUGGUGACUUUUCAUAGAUUUCCUAUAAGCAAUCCUGAGCGAUGGAAGCUGUGGUUGCUCGCGCUGCACUUGGAUAUCAACACACCCGAACAUGCUCUGAUGUUUAAGAGAGUGUGCAGUGAUCAUUUUUUCCACGAUGAUUUCAAACCCUCGCAGCAAGGAAAUCGACGUUGUCUGAAAGCGUCGGCUGUGCCCAAUACGUUUUUACAGCAAACAGAGUAUCCGUCUCGUAGAAAUCUAGAGUCCCUAGCAAAAGACAAUGACGCUGAGCUGGAGGUCCGGGGAGCAGGAGAGUUUUUGGCUAAUGUUCCACAGUCAACACCAGUAAAGCAACAGGACUCUGGUCCAGGAACUACCACGAGACAGUUUGCAGAUUCAAGUCCUGAAAGUGUUGGAAAGAGGACAAAACCUUCAACAUUUUAUGUCCUCCCUGCAAUACACUCCCACCAGUCUUGUGGUGGACGGCGGCGGAUCCUGCAGAGGAUGACUGUGAAGAUAUGUUCAGCUGAACUGAUUGAGAUAAGAAACGAACCAACAGAAGAAGAGGAACGAUUUGAUGGUGAAGAUGAUGAAGACGGUGAUGAAGAUGAUGAAGACGGUGAUAUUUUUGGUCGUGUUGAUGAUGAUGAUGAGGAUUUUCUUCCUUCAGAUGCCAGCAGCGAUUCCCUUUCUGAUGGAGAAGUGGCCUCUACAUCAGAAGAGCACAAAUGGGAGUUUCACUGUGAGCAGUGUGGGAAGGAUUUCUUCUCCGCUAAUAAGCUGAAAAUUCACUCGAGAGGACACAAUGCUGACAAGCCUUUCCACUGCAAAGUAUGCGAGAAGUUUUUCAACACCAAAGAAUCUCUUGAUGUUCAUAAGGGAUCACACAAGAACGAAAAGUUGUACUCGUGUCCUCACUGUGAGAAGAGAUUUUAUUGUUCGUCUGCUGUUAGGAGACAUGUGCGGAUACACACCAAUGAGAGACCGUAUCUGUGCAGUGAAUGUGGAAAAACCUUUCGGGAGUUAACUUCUUUAAAGAAACACCAAGCAACACACACUGUGGAGAAACUCUAUCAGUGUUCACACUNUUUGCAAUAUUGGUCUACAACUAUUGAGCUUUGUCAAGAUUCAACACUUUCCACAUGUGGUACUCUGCCUGCACCUCUGAAAACAAGAAGUCUCUCCAGCGCGUCAUUAAAACAGCAGAGAGGAACCGAUUCCCAGCUCCCUAAUCUGGAGGACAUCUACAGAACACGCUGCACCCGAAAGGCAAAAACAAUCAUUAAAGACACUUCACACUGCACAAUAUCUUCACCCUCCUGCCGUCUGGGAAACGAUAUCCAGUAG
This is a messenger RNA of Triplophysa rosa, 1518 nucleotides long. Its product is annotated as zinc finger protein 271-like. The transcript is spliced from 5 exons. Bases 118 to 1518 code for a protein of 466 amino acids. The record is from RefSeq and is a predicted model, not a curated record. Gene Ontology annotation, molecular function: DNA-binding transcription repressor activity, RNA polymerase II-specific. Gene Ontology annotation, biological process: negative regulation of transcription by RNA polymerase II. NCBI's taxonomy places the organism in Eukaryota, Metazoa, Chordata, Actinopteri, Cypriniformes, Nemacheilidae.